AAGCGACACUCCGCACGUUUCGCUAUGUCUUUCGCCAGUGCCUAUCAACCAUCACCAUGCUCGCUCUUUUAUCCUUUGUCGCUGUGGCCUCGGCUGCUGCGUGCACACCCACAUACAAUUCCCGUCCUACUGCCAUAAUCGACUCUGGUGCGAUUGUCGGAACAACGACUGAGAUUGCCCUUCCCUCCGCAACUGCCACAGUGAACAAGUUCCUCGGUAUCCCGUUCGCCGAGAAACCGGAGCGCUUUCGCCUGCCAGCACCCGUCAAGCCCUGGGCCAAUCCCCGCGACGCUUCGCAAUACGGCCCAGCAUGUUUCCAACAGAUUAGCGAGACAACCGCUCAGUUCUAUGAAGGAGUUGGCCUGGGGGUAGUUCCCAAUGGAGAGAGCGAGGACUGUCUGAACCUCAAUGUAUACGCGCCCUCAACCGCAUCUGCCGGGUCAAAGGCCGUCCUCGUUUGGAUAUAUGGGGGCAGCUGGCAGAACGGAGCAAACUCGCUGCCGCUCUAUGACGGCUCAAAGGUUGUUGCGAACCAAGACGUGGUGCUUGUUAGCAUCAACUAUCGGACGAAUGUGUUUGGCUUUCCAGCUGAUGAAAGCAUUCCUCUUGAGGAGCGGAAUCUUGCGCUCCAUGACACUCGCCUGGCCCUAGACUGGGUUCAGCGGAACAUCGCAUACCUCGGCGGCGAUCCCCGUAGUGUGACCAUUGUCGGCGAAAGUGGCGGUUCAUCCACUGUCGAUACUCUGCUCACCGCACCUCCCAACCCCCUCCCCUUCCACGCAGCGAUUAUGACCUCAAGCCAGAUCUCCGUUCCAGCAAGCCCUCAAACCCCAGGUGCCUAUAUCGCCGCCUGGAAGGCCCUCGCCGAACUCGGCGGCUGCCCCAAUCCAGAUGCAGCAUUCGACUGUCUAUCGGAGUACCCGGCCCAAGACCUCGUCGACCUCAUCACAAAUAACUCAAUCAGCUUCAACGGGUUCCCCGACGGCGGCGUAACCUGGGCCAACAACCCACGGCUCGACCGCCUCGCCGGGAAAUCAGCACGAGUCCCCGUGUUAAUCGGCACAACGGCCGACGAAGCCAGCCCAUUCGUAAUUGGCCUCAAUGAUACGCGCGCAGCACUCGCAUCGAUAAACCUCGGCGACUUUGCCGACCUUAUAAUCAAAGCCUACCCGCUCGGGACACCCGGGAUCCUAACCGAGGGCGCACGCAUCAGCCGCAUCGCCACGGAAUUCCUGAUGCAGUGCAACACGCACGUCCACGCAAACGACACCAAGCGCGCGGGACUCGACUCCUGGCGGUUCUACUUCAACGCCUCCUUCCCGAAUACCGAGUUUCUGCCCGGAGUGGGCGCCUACCACGCGUCGGAAAUCGCCUUCUUCUUCGGCACAUACCGCGCCGAAGGCGCAACGCCGUUCCAAGCCGAGCUCAGCAACGCCCUCCAAACGGCCUACGCAGACUUUGCCAAGAACCCCACCGCUGGACCCGGGUGGCCCCAGGUCCCGACGAUUGGGGUCUUUGGGAACGGGGUGAGGCCCGGUGUUGAUGAGGAGGGGCUGCAGGCUCUCACGACGAUUCCGUCCGAGGUUCUGGAUGUCCGGUGUCCGUUGUAUUACCCGGUUUAUGAUACGCUCUCGUUGACGCCCUGGGACGAGCAGCUCGCUGCGCAGAACGAGACGGGGCCGAGUGUUGACUCGGGGAUUCCCUUCUAAAUGUGUGUGAGGCUGUGAGGUGUGACUGUGUGAGGGUAAGUGAAGGGUUUGGGUUGAAUCGAUUCGAUGUACCACAUAAACAGUACUAGAACUACCUUUCGUGUCUAUACAUUCAACUUAUAUUUUAUUGAUUAUAUGGGAUCUAUCUUAUUCUCGCCGUCUCUUCAGGGCGCUGCACCGGCUGUGUAGCUAG
Messenger RNA from Aspergillus calidoustus, 1902 nucleotides. The record is from the annotation of a GenBank genome assembly. Lineage: Eukaryota; Fungi; Ascomycota; Eurotiomycetes; Eurotiales; Aspergillaceae.